Molecule: messenger RNA, 1105 nt
Organism: Trichobilharzia regenti
Lineage: Eukaryota; Metazoa; Platyhelminthes; Trematoda; Strigeidida; Schistosomatidae
Source: the annotation of a GenBank genome assembly
GCGGGACUUACUACGCAGAAGCUCACCGAAGAUCUGUAACCUCUACCUCACAAUCAAGAAGCGAGCUCAAAGAAAUCACCGGUUUAUACUAGCUCGUAAUCAGGAUAUUGGAUAUUGGACGUGCGAAGUAUUGACCGCCAUCUAUUAAUCAAUGCGUUACACAGGAACGAAAAUACGUUAAGACUUGCAAAAUUUAUCUUGUGAUCAUAUUUCAUGCUGAGUCACCUUUUUGCCAGUAUCCGGAUGACAUUAAUAACGUGGAAAAACAAUUCCUGUAGUUGGUGUGAUUACAAGCAGCAACUCUCCUUGAAAGAUCAGUGAAGUUAAAAGUUUACCAUUAUGCAUAAACAACCACUAAAAUACCUACCACUAUUGGGGUAAGUCUUUAUAGUGGUUCCUGCUCACUGCUCAAAGCAUUGACCCAUAUCUACGCAGAAUUAGUAAUUCCCGUUAAAUGCUAUGUCUCAUGAUCUUUUAAAAUCUGCUACUCACCCACAAAGAGUUCGCUUCUUGUAUAAAUUUAUACUCAAUUUACAUCGUUCACUGCCGCCUACUUUAAAAGAUAUUGGUGAUAAGUAUGUGAAAGCAGAGUUUCAGAAACACAAGAAUGCUAAACCUGAGUAUAUUCAACCAUUUAUGAUUGAGUGGACAAAGUACGCAGUUGAAUUAUCAAUGCAAAUCAGAGCCAAACAACAAGAAGGGAGCGGUAAAAGUGUAGACGAGUCGAAAAUUGGCAAACCAUUAGAUGUUAAACUGUUGAAUUACUUUUCAGAAGCACAACUCAGUCAAUUACUGACGCUUGCUAAAGAGAUUUAUGAAGAAAAUCAAGAGCCAGUGAGUAAAGUGAACUAACUGACUGUUCAUCUUUCUCAUUUUCUUUACCUUGGUGAGAAUUUGUCAUUCUCUAUGAUUGAACUCUAUGAUCUCAGGACACUAUUGUGUUAAAUUGUUUGAAUGUGCUUCGUGUUUUCUUCUUCUUCUUCUGAUUCUUGUCAUUUCUUGUCCUUUGUACAGAUACUUUUUUCAGUAGAAUAUCAGCUAUAAAAUACCGCUUGUAGAUAUAAUAAAAUAGUAGUAUAUUUGCUACUUCAGACUUAUUAAUUAA